Messenger RNA from Aspergillus versicolor CBS 583.65, 673 nucleotides. RefSeq lists its product as uncharacterized. The record is from RefSeq and is a predicted model, not a curated record. The transcript has a single exon. The coding region runs from base 107 to 322 and encodes 71 amino acids. NCBI's taxonomy places the organism in Eukaryota, Fungi, Ascomycota, Eurotiomycetes, Eurotiales, Aspergillaceae.
AUAAUGGAGCGAUAUUUUGAUUUGGCUGUUGCCAGCCACCGUCAGAGGAAGACGAUUCCGAAGUAUAUUUACCUAUGAGAGAACCCGAAGGCGAGUUACCAGACAAAUGACAUUCCAAGGUCGUGGCAGAUGGAUAUUCGUUCCCACACAGUAUACUUCGUGUUCAGUAGAUUACUUCCAUAGUAGAAUCUCCUUGCAUAAAACUAAGGAUCAACUGAUUAUCAAAUUGCCUCGGUAUUUUCUUGUGUUUUGGUGUAUUUUCCAUUGGUUCUUCUCGUCAAAAUCCAACAAAUAUAGUUAUACCCAGCGCAGGUCGCUGUAAUUUCCACAGCCUCUCGAUCACUAAACAACCCCCGCAGCUCCUUCCAAACCUUCGGCACGGUAAUGGUUUUCGUCAUGGCAUCUGUAUAUCUCAAGACAGUGCCCUUAGCAGGUCUCAGCACGCCCUCUGUCACCUUUGCGGGAAUAUCUGCCUCGGAAUCGCGCACAACACUGACUACAGCAGCAUCACUGAGCCCAGCAUCAAUAAAUAAAUCGAGUGGUGCUCUCACUCAAACCAUGCGCCGUUGAGAACCGCCACGCGGCACAUGAUUAACUUACUGAUAACGGGCGUGAGACUGGUUCUUUGGCGAAUUGUCCCGAAAAAUGGGUUCCGGCCCUCUGCGGUUGGGAA